Naegleria gruberi is the source of this 918-nucleotide messenger RNA. RefSeq lists its product as uncharacterized. The transcript has a single exon. The record is from RefSeq and is a predicted model, not a curated record. Lineage: Eukaryota; Heterolobosea; Eutetramitea; Acrasida; Naegleriidae. Bases 1 to 918 code for a protein of 305 amino acids.
AUGCAACAAGCUGAAAUACUCGUUGAGAAUACAGCAGCAACAGAGGGCACUUCAACUCUCCGAUCCAUUGGAGGAGCAACAUUUGUAUAUAAGAUAAUAACAACAGGAAAACAAGACUUGAUCAUCGCGUGUGAUCCAGUGUUGUGUCCAAAAGGACAUGUGCAGAAUUAUGGACUUUUUAAAUCGACUAGAAUGCAAGAACCUGCACUGGAAGGUGAUGCUGAUUUAUUGGAUGUUGAUUUGUGGCUGUUAACUCAUGGACAUGAAGAUCACUUGGACUCAUUUGGAUUGGAACGAAUUUUGAAUGGAAAGAAGGAUAGUAUUGUGAUUGCUCAUCCAAGUGUUGAGGGAUUAAUGAAAAAAGUUCUGAAACAAAAGGAUUUGACAUUUGGAAAUAGAAAUGUUCAUUGGAUGUCACCUGCUCAAGAUUUAAAAUUGGAAAUUAAUGGAUUUGAUAUUACAUUGAGAUCAGUAAAUGCUUUCCAUGGAAGUUGCAGAAAAAUUGGAGCAAUGGUUGGAAAUGGAAAUGGUUAUUUGGUAUCAAUAUCCUCAAAUGGCAAUCAUCAUUCAAGAUUUUAUGCAACUGGUGAUUCAAUUUAUAAUGAGGACAAUAUUUCAGAUGAUUACAAGGAAUUGAGUGAAAAUCCAUUGGAUUUUAUUGUAACAAAUGGAGGAGAAGCAUCAAUGGAUAAGAAGAAAAUUAUUGGAGCUAUUGCAACUAGAGUAAUUGGUUCAAUUACCAAUAAUUCAAAGAAUAUUAUUGAAAUGCAUAAGAAAUUGAAAGCGAGAAAAACAUUGGUUGUUCAUCAUGGGACCUUUUCUCAUUAUGCAGAAGUGUUGGAAGAUAAGACAAGUUCCUUUGAUGGAAACGAUGACAUUGAGGCUGUCUUUCCAGGAGAAACUGUGGUUAUUGUUUAG